Molecule: messenger RNA, 1356 nt
Organism: Drechmeria coniospora
Lineage: Eukaryota; Fungi; Ascomycota; Sordariomycetes; Hypocreales; Ophiocordycipitaceae
Product: cation efflux family protein family
Exons: 2
Coding region: 1-1356 (451 amino acids)
Biological process (GO): transmembrane transport; zinc ion transport; intracellular zinc ion homeostasis
Cellular component (GO): membrane; Golgi apparatus
Molecular function (GO): zinc ion transmembrane transporter activity
Source: RefSeq, a predicted model, not a curated record
AUGGAUUUCACCAACCCUCUGCAGUCUCCAACCAUCUUCAUCAGCGACGAUAGCGACUCAUCCGCACCGCCAUACCCCGGUCGAUACGUUGACGAGCCGGGACUUCUUUCCCCCUCCCCCGGCUCGCCCUUCUUCUCACCCUCUCGCACCAUGUCUACUGAUGGCGAUUCCGAGGAGGCGGGCGCCGCUCCCCCCGGGCCCAGUCCCUUCAAUUUCCAGACGCAGGUCAUCUCGACCUCCCCAGUCAAGUCGAACAUCGGCCAACGACGAGGCCACAGAUACAAGCAUAGUAGCAUCUCAGCGCAGCAUCAAAUCUUUCAAGAGCCACCCCCGAGACCACCACCAGUCGUCCCCGCCUCGCUGCCGAUACCGACUCUCACCGAGGCAUGGAAGAGCAUGCAGAAGGACCAGCGCACCAGGUUGUACUGGAGCCUUUGCCACCUUGGCGUCGCUGUCUUCAUUUUCUUCCGAUCGGAGGGCUCGCUUGCCUCCAUGGCCUUGUCGCAUCUCGUCUUCUUCGACGCCGGCAGUGCCGCCGUCUGUGCCGCCGUCGAAGUUCUUGGGAACUUUGAGGUGUGGCGAAGGAGCAGCAUGAGGCAUCCCUUCGGCCUCGAACGAGUCGAAGUCCUCGCCGGCUUUGCCCUCUCCAUCUUUCUGCUCUUUGGAGGCUUCGACCUCGUGUCGCACAAUCUAAAGCACCUCCUCGAAUCCAUCGGAGAUCACGAAGCCCACCACGAGCACCUACACGAGCGCGUUCCUGCGGGCACCAUCGAUCUCGUCGCCGCGGUUGCCAUCGUGAGCACCCUCGUCUCCGCCUACGGGCUGAGGAACCAUGCGCGCAUAGCCAAAGUCAUGAGAGUCUCCUACCUCGCCGCCAUGCCGAGCGUUUUGUCCAACCCCUUCCAUUUCUUAACCCUCUUCUUCUCCGUACUCAUCGCCUUGCUCCCUUUCUUUUCCAUCUUUCUCUACACUUGGCUAGACCGGUUGAUUUGCGCCGUCAUCGCUGUUGCCAUGUUCAGCCUGGGAACGAGAGUUGCCAUUGCUCAAGGCCUCAUGCUCCUCAUGUCAUAUGGCGGUAACAACGGCAGCGCUGGUGUCUCAUUUGUCUUGCGCGAGAUCGAGUCAGAGUCUGCCGUCGAGCGCGUGGAUGAGGCGCAGUUUUGGCAGGUCCACUACAGCCUCUGCAUGGCCAACCUCAAGAUCAGCAUUUGCAAGGGAUAUGAUGAGACGUCGUUGAUGAAGUUGCGGAAUCGGAUCUCGUUGUUGAUUCAGAACCGCCUGGGGGAAGGUUAUGGCACCGGAGGGAAUAUUCGAUGGGAGGUGACUCUGGAAAUGAGGUCGGAUGCUGGCACCUGA